This is a messenger RNA of Mus musculus (house mouse), 1434 nucleotides long. RefSeq names its product calcium/calmodulin-dependent protein kinase I (gene Camk1). Gene Ontology annotation, cellular component: cytoplasm; nucleus. NCBI's taxonomy places the organism in Eukaryota, Metazoa, Chordata, Mammalia, Rodentia, Muridae. Bases 120 to 1244 code for a protein of 374 amino acids. Gene Ontology annotation, biological process: positive regulation of dendritic spine development; regulation of muscle cell differentiation; intracellular signal transduction. The transcript has 12 exons. Gene Ontology annotation, molecular function: protein kinase activity; protein serine kinase activity; calcium/calmodulin-dependent protein kinase activity. The record is from RefSeq and is marked validated.
GGCAAACUGACCAGGCACAGACGCGGCGGGAGCUCCGCACCAGCCACCUCGGCCCUCGCAGCCAGCCCCGAGGCGGGGCAGCCGCAGGAGCCCUGGCUGUGGCUGGGGGGCAGUGGGCCAUGCCAGGGGCAGUGGAAGGCCCCAGGUGGAAGCAGGCGGAAGACAUUAGGGAUAUUUAUGACUUCAGAGAUGUUCUGGGCACGGGUGCCUUCUCAGAAGUGAUCCUGGCAGAGGACAAGAGGACUCAGAAACUGGUGGCCAUCAAAUGCAUUGCCAAGAAAGCCCUGGAGGGCAAAGAAGGCAGCAUGGAGAACGAGAUUGCCGUCUUACACAAGAUCAAGCACCCCAACAUUGUAGCCCUGGAUGACAUCUAUGAGAGUGGGGGCCACCUCUACCUCAUCAUGCAGCUGGUUUCAGGUGGAGAGCUGUUUGACCGAAUUGUGGAGAAAGGAUUCUACACGGAACGGGAUGCCAGCCGCCUCAUCUUCCAGGUGCUGGAUGCUGUCAAGUACCUGCACGACCUGGGCAUUGUGCACCGGGAUCUCAAGCCAGAGAACCUGCUGUACUACAGUCUGGAUGAAGACUCCAAAAUCAUGAUCUCUGACUUUGGCCUCUCCAAGAUGGAGGACCCAGGCAGUGUGCUCUCCACAGCCUGUGGGACUCCAGGAUAUGUGGCCCCUGAGGUCCUGGCCCAGAAGCCCUACAGCAAGGCUGUGGAUUGCUGGUCCAUAGGAGUCAUUGCCUAUAUACUGCUCUGUGGCUACCCACCCUUUUAUGAUGAAAAUGAUGCCAAACUCUUUGAACAGAUUUUGAAGGCAGAGUAUGAGUUUGACUCUCCUUAUUGGGACGACAUCUCUGACUCUGCCAAAGAUUUCAUACGACAUUUGAUGGAGAAAGACCCGGAGAAGAGGUUUACCUGUGAGCAGGCCUUGCAGCACCCAUGGAUUGCAGGAGAUACAGCUCUGGAUAAGAAUAUCCACCAGUCAGUGAGCGAGCAGAUCAAGAAGAACUUUGCCAAGAGCAAGUGGAAGCAAGCUUUCAAUGCCACUGCUGUGGUUCGGCACAUGAGGAAGCUGCAGCUGGGAACCAGUCAGGAGGGGCAGGGGCAGACUGGCAGCCACGGGGAGCUGCUGACACCAACAGCUGGUGGGCCAGCAGCUGGCUGCUGCUGCCGAGACUGCUGUGUGGAACCAGGCUCGGAACUGCCCCCUGCACCACCCCCAAGCUCUAGGGCCAUGGAUUGAACAUCAAGGAAGUCAGGGUUUCUUUCAUGAGAGGGGUUGGAGGCAGCCUGCUUCCUCCUCACUCCAGAUCUGGGGAGUUUCUGACCCCACACCUCUUCACCCCUCCCCUCUCACUCUUCACUGCGUUUUCCAUACAAAUGUUUCUAUUUUAUUGUUCCUUCUUGUAAUAAAGGGAAGAUAAAACAAGACA